Desarmillaria tabescens is the source of this 234-nucleotide messenger RNA. RefSeq lists its product as uncharacterized. The record is from RefSeq and is a predicted model, not a curated record. Bases 1 to 234 code for a protein of 77 amino acids. Lineage: Eukaryota; Fungi; Basidiomycota; Agaricomycetes; Agaricales; Physalacriaceae. The transcript has 2 exons.
AUGAAUAAACGAUAUCACUUUCGACGGAUCAAAGGUACAGUCACUUCCACUUUCACGUUCGCUGUCUUUUCGUUAAGUGGCCCUUAUGACCUAGCUAUCGAACUACUCAACCUACCUCCGGAGUGGGAUAAACGAUCGUAUUAUCUCAAGAUUUUUGCCGGAGAGGACGGCAAAAAGACGAAUACAUUCAAGGUGAAGAAGAAAGAGCAUGGAACAACCCCGACACCCAAAUGA